Molecule: messenger RNA, 345 nt
Organism: Lathyrus sativus (Indian pea)
Lineage: Eukaryota; Viridiplantae; Streptophyta; Magnoliopsida; Fabales; Fabaceae
Source: the annotation of a GenBank genome assembly
AUGGCUUCUAGUAUUCAUGCCGUUAGAAUCCAAGCCUGUGCGGGUUCCGGCAACCGCAUUCCAGAUCCCGAUCGCCGGAAAAGCUCUUCUUCCAACUGGUGGACUCCGCUGUUCGGUUGGUCAUCAGAGCCUGACUAUAUUAACUCCAACAACAAAGCACCGAAUCCGCAAUCGGAAUCAGAUCCGGCGUCGAAACCUUCGAAACUCCGCUUCGCUGGUGGACUCACGGAGGAGAAGGCGAAACAGCUUCGAUUGAUGACCACCGACUCGUUUCAUGAUACCAUGUAUCACUCUGCCAUCGCUUCUCGACUCGCUUCUGACUUCAAGGCACGCUCCGAUCAGUAA